AUGUCGCCGGUGCGGGCCGUGCUGGCGCUACUGGCCGCGCUCUGGGCCCCGGCGGCCGGUUACUUCGUCAGCAUCGACGCGCACGCCGAGGAGUGCUUCCUCGAGCGGGUCCCCUCCGGCACCAAGAUGGGGCUCAUCUUCGAGGUGGCCGAGGGAGGCUUCCUCGACAUCGACGUCGAGAUCACAGGCCCCGAUAACAAGGGCAUCCACAAAGGCGACAGAGAAUCCAGUGGGAAGUACACCUUCGCGGCUCACAUGGACGGGACGUAUAAGUUCUGCUUCAGCAACAAAAUGUCCACCAUGACUCCAAAGAUCGUGAUGUUCACCAUCGACAUUGGGGAAGCUCCUAAGGGACAGGACAUGGAGACAGAAGCUCACCAGAACAAGCUAGAAGAGAUGAUUAACGAAUUAGCGGUGGCCAUGACAGCCGUCAAGCACGAACAGGAAUACAUGGAAGUUCGCGAAAGAGUACAUCGAGCGAUUAACGACAACACAAAUAGCAGAGUGGUCCUCUGGUCGUUCUUCGAAGCCCUCGUACUAGUUGCAAUGACACUGGGACAGAUCUACUACCUGAAGAGGUUUUUCGAAGUCCGGAGAGUGGUUUAAUCAAAACUAUGGCUCCCAGACCCCAUUCUGGUGAUCCCCAGACUCUUUUACCAAACAACUUCGUUGCAAAAAUCACAUUAGUUUCCUUUAUUUCCCCCCCCCUCCCUCCCCCCCUUGCAUCCUGAACUAUAAAACUUUUUAAGUUUAAUGUCUUCUUAGCUUAAUUCUGGGUUUCUUUGGGGUUUUUUUGUUUUGUUGUUGUUUUGUUUUGAUAUGAGGCGAUAAACCCGCCAUGAGUUAUUUUUCGGAAAUUGGACGAUUUUGUUUCUCAGAAGCCAAAAUGAUUUGAACCAAAACAACAGGCGUUAGUUGGAAAAACAGUACCCUUGCUUGUCUUAAGUCUGGGUCUCCCCCCACCCCCUCUUUAAGUUUCUCUGUGAGUUAUUUUAUUUUAUUUGCAGCAAAUUGCUGACAUUUUGUCUUUGAAAUGGUACAGGGCGUUUUGAUAAUAACGUGCAGACCUGUGGAGAAGAUUCUCUAACUCAACCAGUGAGUUUACUAAACAGUUAUGGUGUACCCCAAUCCUAGCAGAGCUCCCCCACCCCACCCCAAAAAAAGAAAUGCCGAGGAAGAAAUGAACGUGGUACUAUCCACACAAACUAGGAAUGGGUGGGGUUAAGUUAUGCUUAGAUGUCUUCUGUAAAAAAACACCCCAAUAUCUUUAUGGUGGUUCCACCGAUUUGUUCCUUGAGAUUUAAGUUAGGGAAACAAGGAUAUAGCCCUGUUCCAGAUGGUCUUUGUUUUCAAAUCCAGGAGCUGGUAGUUGGGGAUUUG
Molecule: messenger RNA, 1380 nt
Organism: Thamnophis sirtalis
Lineage: Eukaryota; Metazoa; Chordata; Lepidosauria; Squamata; Natricidae
Gene: TMED2
Product: transmembrane p24 trafficking protein 2
Source: RefSeq, a predicted model, not a curated record